AUGGAAAAUACAAAGUGGUUAGAACAAGCUAUAAAAGAAGGACAUAUAAAUUUUCACGCAUAUGAAAAAUUUUCGGACGUUGUAGUAAUUGGGAGAGGUGCAUUUGGAGAAGUAUAUAAAGCAGCAUGGGAUAAUCGUGGGAUGAUCGUUGCAUUAAAAAGUCUUUUAAGUGACUUAGAAGAGAAUGUUAAUCCACAACUAUUAAACGAAUUAAUCAAAGAGUUGAAAUUGCAUAGAAAAGUUGAUUAUCAUCCAAACAUAGUGCGAUUUUACGGAGUUAGUCAAAGUAUAACAGCACAUGGCAUAGCAUGUUUACACGAAGAGAACAUAAUUCAUCGAGACCUGCACUCUAGUAAUAUAUUGGUGAACAAGGGAGAAAUAAAAAUAAGUGAUUUUGGAUUAUCAAAGCACUUGGGUGAAAUGUCAAGUGCGAUAUCAGAUGUAAAAGGAGAUAUAGCAUAUAUUGAACCGCAAUGUUUAUCAAAUCCAGAACAUAAAAGAAAUGUUAAGUCAGAUAUAUAUAGUGUUGGAGUUUUAUUGUGGGAAAUAUCAAGUGGUAGAUCACCAUUUCGUUCAUUAACGCAAACACCGUUGGCUCAAUUAGAACUUGCUAAUAGAAUAUCAAAAGGAAAGAGAGAGAGUCCGGUUGCUGGAACUCCCAAAGCUUUUAUUAAAAUUUAUACUCAAUGUUGGGAUAAUGAUCCAAAUAAUCGACCAAAUAUUCAUAAAGUAUUAGAAGAUCUUAAUGACAUUCAUCUUGAUGGGUCUAAACCUAAAGUGAUUAGCAGUAACAAUACCAAGGGAACUGAGAAUAACAGUCGUUCAAAUAUUAGCAAGUCCAUCAAUCGAAGGAGUGUUUCAUCAUUUACGGAAAUUUCAUCGGAUUUAUCGAAUGCGAUUAAUGAUAUUGACGAGACUUAUCAUAAUGGUCAUUCAGAUGGUAUUACAGGAUCAUGUUCAGCGGAUACGGGCUUAUCAUCGGAAAUGAUGAAUGCAAUUAAUCAGAUAGAUAAAGUUUAUUAUAAUAAUCGUUCUGACAAUGCUUCGGAAGCACGUUCAAUCAAAUCACUUAAUAUUAACAGUUCUGCAUCAUCGAAUUCUCAAAACGUUAGUAGUUCUUUAAAAAGUCCGAGGUUACCCAAAUCACGUCGUAGUUCACUUAAUUCACCACCAUCAUCUCCCACAUCAUUAACGCACGGUAGAAUUCAAAAUACAGAUAAAACCUUCUUGGAAGAAUUGUUAAAAUUCUUUGAAGAAUUGUUAGAAUUAUCUCCGGACACAACUACAAUGAUCUCAAAGUUAAAAGGAUAUUUACAUAAUCGUAUGAGAGAACACAAAUCAACAUUUAAAUUAUUACUCAAAUAUCAUAAUGAUGUAAGGUUCGCUUGUUUAAUUGGAUAUUGCUUGGAAUGUGCUAUUGGCACCGCACAAGAUAAACACGAAGGUUUUAAAUAUUAUCAAAAAUCUGCUGAUUCAAAUAAUUCUAAUGGUCAAUAUUUUUUAGGUAGAUGUUAUUAUUUUGGUUAUGGUGUUAAACAAGACCGGACAAAGGCUUUUCAAUUACUUAAAACAAGUAGUGAUAAUGGUAAUAGUAGAGGUCAAUGGAUGUUAGGUUUUUGUUAUGAAAGGGGUUAUGGUACUGUUAAAGAUCCUACGCAAGCUUUCAAUCAAUAUUUAGCUAGUGCCGAAGCUGGUAAUGUUACUUCCCAAAUGGAAUUGGGUAGAUGUUAUGAAGAAGGUAUUGGUACAAAGAAAAAUAUUCAACUAGCUUCUGAAUGCUAUGAAAAGUCUUAUAAAGGUGGUUUCACUCUUGCUAAAAAGAGAUGGGAUCAUAUAUUAAAAAUACAACGUCGUCUUCAGCUAUCCAAAAAUUCACCAAAUAUCACACAGGCAUUGCGUCAUCGAGGUGAUUUAGAAAAGUCGCGUGCAAAUACUAUGGAACUUCCCGAUCGUGUUCCGAGUCAAUCAUUUUCGACCUUGCGUAUGUUUAAGGUUGCAUGUUUUAUGACUAUGACAAUACCACAAGUCGCGAUAAAUCCAAAUUCAUAA
This is a messenger RNA of Funneliformis caledonium, 2049 nucleotides long. The record is from the annotation of a GenBank genome assembly. NCBI's taxonomy places the organism in Eukaryota, Fungi, Glomeromycota, Glomeromycetes, Glomerales, Glomeraceae.